AUGCAGUGGACCGGUGGUCGUGCUGGAGGCCACCACUCCUAUGAAGACUUCCAUCAACCCAUGCUUUUGACCUACCGCUCCAUCCGUAAGCAUGAGAAUAUUAUUCUUGUUGGUGGUUCUGGAUCCGGUGCUGCUGAAGACGUUUGGCCCUACCUUACUGGCGAAUGGUCAGUGGCUUAUGGUGUUCAGCCGAUGCCCUGUGAUGGUUUUCUUUUCGGAAGCCGUGUCAUGGUUGCAAAAGAGGCACAUACAAGCUCUUUCGUAAAAGAUCUCAUCGUCGCGUGCGCUGGAGUGGAGGAUCAACAAUGGGAGGGCACUUAUACCAAACCGAGUGGCGGUGUUCUUACUGUUCGAUUGGAGCUCGGUGAACCUAUACACAAGGUCGCUACGCGUGCCGUUAAGCUCUGGAAAGAGUUUGAUGACACCGUAUUCAAAUUACCCAAAGAAAAGCGUUUGACUUGGUUACUUGAGCAUCGUGAUGAGGUCAUCGAAAAGCUCAACAAGCAUUUCAGCAAGCCAUGGUUCGGCUGGAAGAAGGAUGGCAGUGUUGCGGAAUUACGAGACAUGACUUAUGAGGAGACUGUCCUUCGUAUGGUGCACUUGAUGUAUGUCGCCCAUGAGAAUCGAUGGGUUGAUAUUUCUCUUCGUAACCUUACUGGUGACUGGAUGCGAAGGAUCGAAGAAAGGUUUGCCGGCGUCAAUGGGUCUGGCACGAAACCGUCCGUCCUGCAGUCUUACAACUCCUUGAAUGAUCCUCUCCCUUGCGUUGAAACGUUCUUCAAAGCCUACCCUCUCGUUUCACAGCAACUUCUUUCUGCUGAUGACUCUGGUUACUUCUUGGCUAUCUCACAGAGGCGCGGCCAGAAGCCCGUUCCUUUUAUACCUGUUCUCGAUGCGUCGUUUGAGGUUUGGUUUAAGAAGGAUUCUUUGUGGGCUGCUGAAGAUGUUGAAGCAGUCUUCGACCAAGAUCCUGAACGUGUUUGUAUCUUACAAGGCCCUGUUGCCGUCAAGCACUCUGUGAUCAAGGAUGAGCCCAUUCGCGACUUGCUCGGUAACAUCAACUCGUCCCUCAUUCAAAAGGUCUUACAGCUACGUUACAACGGUGAUGCUUCUACCAUUCCUUCAAUUGGUUAUCUCGCUCCUCCGCGCCGUGCUUCCAGAGUCCCUGCGGGUGUCAAGAUCACUACCACCGACGAGCAAAUUGUCUACCAGUUUGGGAAAUCUCUCCCUACGAAUGCAUCUUGGCUUGCUUGCCUCGCUGGCUCUCAAUUGAACUGGUUCGGGGCGCUUAUUGGGUCCACGAGUGUUGUGCAGGGUUCUUCUUACAUCAGCAAUCCCAUCCGCCGACUCUUUUACCCUCGCCCUCACGAAAAAGUCGUUGUUAGCCUUUCCAAUGGACAACCAACGUCCAUUGUCGCGUAUGGGGGAGCUCGCUCGUAUGGCCUGCAUGACCCAAAUUUCAAGGCCACGGAAAUUACAUUCAAUUCCUCAACUAAUCUCAUUGACGUGACGAUCUUCGAAGAGCGUAACAAGGUCGCUGUACCUCUCACCUUGCAGUUUGAGUAUAAAUCCGCGAUGGGAUCUGCCCCCAUCCACGAAGUGGUCACUGGACGUAAUAUGCGCAUCAAGGCGUUCUAUUGGAAACUUUGGUACGGGGACGACCAGUCUCUCCCCGAGUUGGAUAUUCAUGAUACGUUCACCGGUCCUGAUGUCACCCUCAAGGCAGAGGACAUAGAGAAGUUCUGUUCUGUUGUUGGUAACAACGACGAGUCGUUCAAGUCAGUGCGAACCACCACCAUUAGUGCUCCGAUGGAUUUUGCUAUCGUUGCUGGUUGGCAGGCUAUCAUCAAGUCAAUUUUCCCUGCAUCGAUUGAUGGAGAUCUCCUCAAGCUCGUACAUUUGUCGAACAGUUUCCGCAUGAUGAAGGGCGCGAGACCCUUCCAGGCUGGCGACAUAUGCAGAUCGGAAGCUAAGAUUGUCUCCGUUGUCAAUAGCGGGCCUGGAAAGGUCGUCAAAGUGAAGGGACAUGUCUACCGUGAUGCAAAGCCGGUCGUCGAGGUUGUGUCUGCUUUCCUUUACCGCGGCGUCUUCACCGACUACGAGAACACAUUCGAAACCACUGAAGAACCUGACUACAUUGUGACGUUAGCGGCUGACGCCGACGUUAGCGUUUUACAAUCGAAGGAAUGGUUUGAUUGGGAAGAUGAUACUCGACCUCUCUCUCCUGGAAUCCCUUUGAUUUUCCGUGUACAGUCUGAGGUCUCUUUCAUGGAUCGCACUUCCUACCGGGAGCUAUCCGUAUCUGGUGAAAUCUUUGUCCGCGACCAGUUGAAGAACCUACAGAAAGUAGGUUCUGUUGAGUUCCAAGCAGAUGAUGCGCACGGCAACCCUGUCGUUGCCUACCUUCAAAGGCAUGGCAUUCCUCAAGGUCUGAGCGUGCCCCUUGCCAAUGAGGGCUAUCAACUCACUACCACGGAGGGCUCAACAUCAUUCUUUUCGCCACUUACCAAUGAACCCUACUCCGGGAUCUCGGGCGAUUUCAACCCAAUCCACAUCAAUCCGUAUUUCUCUUGCUACGCCGGUCUACCCGGGACAAUCACUCAUGGUCUAUGGUCCAGUGCUGCAACUCGCAAAUACGUAGAGAACGUUGUCGCCAAGGGUCAUCCUGACCGCGUGCUUUCGUACGAUGUAUCUUUUGUUGGAAUGGUUCUUCCGGGCGAACAGCUUACCGUCAACCUUCGGCACACCGGAAUGCGGGAUGGCAAUAUCGUUGUCAAAAUCGAGACUGUUAAUGUACUCGGUGAAAAGGUCUUGGAAGGUUCUGCAGAGGUGUCCCAACCAACUACUGCCUAUGUCUUCACUGGACAGGGAUCUCAAGAACCUAAUAUGGGUAUAGAUCUUUACAAUAACUCUCCUACUGCUCGUGCGGUCUGGGAUGGUGCCGAUGAACAUCUUCGAGCUAUCUAUGGGUUUUCUAUUCUCGAAAUCGUCAAAGAGAAUCCCAAAGAAAAGACGGUACACUCUGGUGGUAUCAAGGGACAAGCCAUCCGUCAGCGUUAUAUGGACGUGUCCUACGACACCACUGACAAAGAUGGUCACAUCAAAACCCUCCCUCUCUUUGCCGACAUCGACAUUCGCACACCCAAGUAUACAUUUAGUCAUCCUAAUGGGCUCCUUUUCGCUACCCAAUUUGCUCAAAUCGCACUCGUCGUUACCAAAAAAGCGGCGUUCGAAGACAUGCGUUCGAAAGGAUUUGUUCAAACGGACUGCGCUUUUGCUGGUCACUCUUUGGGUGAAUAUUCUGCGUUGGCAUCUAUUGCUGAUGUACUUGCGAUUUCUGCCCUUGUCGACGUCACUUCCUCGCCUCGCCUCGACAAAGUCUUGAAGAACUGGGAUGAAGAGAACUGGGGCUCUGCCGCUCAGCGCCAAAACCUCACUUACAUCAUCCUCGUCGAGCUUCUGGCUUAUCAGUUUGCUUCGCCAGUCCGCUGGAUCCAAACCCAGGACCUCCUCUUUUCCCACUUCAAUUUCGAAAGACUCAUCGAGCUUGGCCCUUCCCCCACUCUUACCGGAAUGGCAACUCGUACUCUCAAGGCUAAGUACGAGCUUCAAGACGAUUGCGUUUCUCUGAAGCGCGAAAUUCUUUGUCAUGCGAAACAUUCAAAGGAGAUUUAUUACUUGUUUGAAGAUGAAGCGGUUGCUGAAUCUGUGCCCGUAGAGGUAACCGAGUCUGUUGCUGCUCCUGUCACCGCCACCGCCGUUCCCUUACCUGUUGCUGUCCCUACAGGUCCAGCUGUCAGCAUUGAAGACGUUCCCGUUAAAUCGUCGGACAUCCUUCUUGCCAAUGUCGCGCAGAAAUCGAAAAAACAAAUCAGCGACAUUUCUACGUCGAAGUCUAUCAAAGACCUUGUUGGCGGAAAGUCGACUCUUCAGAACGAAAUCUUGGGCGAUCUACAACAAGAGUUCUCUUCAGCUCCCGAGAAAGGUGAAGAGCUACCUCUUGACGAGCUGGGCCCUGCUUUGGGUUUUGGACAUAGUGGAACGUUAGGUAAAUACACCACUGGUCUCGUGUCACGUUUGGUUGGAGGGAAACUGCCUGGUGGCUUCAACUCGUCUGCUGUAAAAGCCCAUUUGUCGAAGACUUGGGGUUUGGGUCCUCAACGUGCGGACGGUGUUCUUCUCCUUGGAACUACCAUGGAACCCGCUAAGCGUCUGGGAUCUGAAGUGGAGGCGAAAACCUGGCUCGACGGCGUCGUAUCGGCGUAUGCGCAACGAUCUGGAAUUUCUCUUGCAUCUCCUGGCGCAGGAGGAGGCGGGGGUGGAGGAGGCAGUGGCGGCGCAGUGAUCAACAGCGAAGAGUUCACAAAGUUUCAGGCCGAGGAGGAGCGUUUCGCUGCUCAACAUAUCGAGCUUUACAUGCGUUACCUUAAGCGGGACUCUCGCUCUGGCGAAAUCGCAUUCGACACUGAAAAGGCUAAUUCGAUGGCCUUACAAGCUAAGUUGGACAGUAUUGCUAAGGAACACGGUGAUCUCUACAUCGACGGUAUCAUGCCUGUCUUUGAUCCCUUGAAAGCCCGUCGCUUUGACUCUUCUUGGAAUUGGGUUCGACAGGAUGCUCUAACGAUGUACUAUGACAUCAUUUUCGGACGUCUUACAACUGUCGACCGCGAGAUCACAGCUCGCUGUAUCCAUCUGCUGAACCGCGCCGAUCCGGAGAUGUUGGCUUACAUGCAGUAUAACAUUGACCAAUACAACACGCAUCAGUUCAUUGGGCAGCCACCUGUCUACAAGGAUGUUACUUUCCCAACUGCUCCUCACACAGAGGUCAGCAGUAAGGGUGACAUUGUGUACACCGAGGUUAUGCGCGAAAAUGUUCGCAAACUAGAGGCAUACGUCGAGGAGAUGGCUCGCAGCGAUACACUCUGGACGAUUGUGAAAUCCCAAGCAGAGAUUAGUCAAGAGCAAAAGAAUCGUAUCAAGGCUCUGUAUGAAGGCGUCAUUCGCUCAUUGAGGAAUAAAGGUUCUGAACCUCGCCCGCGCACUCCUAGAAAUCGUCGAUUGUCUUCGCAGUUCCUCCGACCUCAAAAAUCCGGAAUCGCAACUGUGUCUGCAGACAAAGUUCCUCUGCUACAUUUGAAGAGGAAAGUUGGCACCAACUGGGAAUACAGCAGCAACCUUACGAGUGUCUAUCUUGACAUUUUUCACCAGAUUGCCACUGCCGGAACAACGUUCAAGGAUAAGAACGCUUUACUCACUGGAGUAGGCAAAGGCUCCAUUGGAGUCGAAGUUGUCGUCUACUCUCUGGUGGCGUUCAUGUGUCGCGGGUCUGCGCUUACUGUGGUGCCCUUUAGGUUCGAAGCAGGACGUCGAGGCCCUUGUGGAUUACAUCUACUCUACUCUACCCUCGGAAUAGACUUGGAUUUCAUUCUUCCUUUCGCUGGUAUUCCCAAGAACGGCCGGGAGAUCGAUGGAAUUGAUGACAAGUCCGAGCUGGCUCACCGCAUCAUGUUGACCAACUUGUUGCGAAUUCUCGGUGCAGUGAAGAACAAGAAAGCCAGUCGACAUUUUGUUACGUGUCCUACUCAAGUUAUCCUCCCCCUGUCUCCUAAUCAUGGUCUGUUUGGCAAUGAUGGCCUGUACUCGGAAUCGAAGAUCUCUCUGGAAACACUCUUCCAACGUUGGGCUUCCGAAGGCCGGGGUGAAUAUCUCUGUCUUGCUGGAGCUGUCAUUGGAUGGACCCGCGGUACCACUUUCAUGGGACCCACGAAUAUAGUAGCGCACGAGCUUGAAAGCUUCGAUGUCCGCACAUUCUCUGCCAAGGAAAUGGCGUUCAACAUCCUUGGUUUGAUGCACCCUUUGCUGUUCAGUAUCACUCAGGUGGAACCCAUUUGGGCUGAUCUCAACGGUGGCAUGGAUCGUCAUCCAGACCUCGCCGAUAUCACGACCCCACCCGUAUUAGGACAACUGUGGACGUCCUCCCUCGUGCUAACUUCCGAUUCGACUUCCCCCGCCCUCGAAUCCCAAAACUCUCUUGUUGAUGUCACCAAGCUUCGGGGUAUACUUGACUUGGACAAGGUCAUGGUUAUCACUGGUUCCGCCGAAGGUGCUAUCGAGAUGGCCCGGAUGAUGGGAUACAUCAAGCACUUCGACGGGCGUCUGAAGGAUGGCACGUUGUAUGUUGGUUGGGUCGACAGUAAGAGUGGAGAACCAGUUGACGACAAGGACGUCAAGGGACGCUACGAAAAAGAUAUCCUUGCCCAUGCAGGCAUUCGUUUGAUUGAACCCGAGCUCUUCCGUGGCUAUGAUCCAAAUAAGAAGAUCUUCAAUCAAGAGGUCGAGUUGAUCCAUGAUCUUGAGCCCAUAGAAGUCCUCGCAGAUGAAGCCUCCAAAUUCAAACUCCAGCACGGCGACAAGUGCGAUAUCUGGGCCGGAGAAGGAGGUCAAUGGUUCUUCAAGGUCAAAAAGGGUGCCUGUGUAUUCGUGCCCAAAUCAUUCUCGUUCAGUCGCAAAGUUGCAAGCCAAAUUCCUACUGGAUGGUACGCUAGCCGCUACGGUCUUCCUGAAGACAUUAUUGCCCAAACCGAUCAAGUCGCCCUCUGGAAUUUGGUCUCAACUGCCGAAGCCCUCAACAUGUCCGGUAUCACGGAUCCAUAUGAUCUCUAUCAACAUGUGCAUCCAUCUGAAGUCGGGACGUCACUUGGUAGCGGUAUGGGUGGUCAAGUCAGUCUGGCGAAGAUGUUCAUUGACCGUCGUGAUGAGAAAGAGGUACAGAAUGACAUUUUGCAAGAAACGUGGUUUCAUAAACACGGAUGGAUUAAGCUUCUGCUUCUAUCAUCGAGUGGUCCGGUCAAGAUCCCUGUCGGUGCUUGUGCUACCGCUUUGCAAUCUCUCGAAAUCGCUUGUGACGCAAUCCUGUCGGGUAAAGCUAAGGUCAUGAUUGCUGGUGGUUUCGACGAUAUAAGCGAGGAAGGAUCGUACGACUUCACAAACAUGAAGGCUACAAGUAACGCAGAUGCCGAAUUUGCUAUGGGUCGUGAAUCAACAGAAAUGUCACGACCCACUGCAAGUACUCGUUCAGGAUUUACGGAGGCACAAGGUACUGCUAUCCACAUUGAUGUGAGCACAAAGACUGCUUUGGAACUGGGUUGUCCUGUUCGCGGUAUCGUUGCAUCCACUUCUACCUCCACUGACAAAGCUGGACGGUCGAUUCUCCCAUCUAAACACCCACUUCCUAUCCUGGACUUGAAAUACCGUUCCCGCCAACUCUCUUUCUGA
Messenger RNA from Lentinula edodes (shiitake mushroom), 7275 nucleotides. RefSeq lists its product as uncharacterized. Gene Ontology annotation, molecular function: fatty acid synthase activity; holo-[acyl-carrier-protein] synthase activity; enoyl-[acyl-carrier-protein] reductase (NADH) activity. Gene Ontology annotation, cellular component: fatty acid synthase complex. The transcript has 17 exons. NCBI's taxonomy places the organism in Eukaryota, Fungi, Basidiomycota, Agaricomycetes, Agaricales, Omphalotaceae. The record is from RefSeq and is a predicted model, not a curated record. Gene Ontology annotation, biological process: long-chain fatty acid biosynthetic process. Bases 1 to 7275 code for a protein of 2424 amino acids.